Amyelois transitella is the source of this 421-nucleotide messenger RNA. RefSeq lists its product as uncharacterized. The transcript has a single exon. The record is from RefSeq and is a predicted model, not a curated record. Bases 1 to 393 code for a protein of 130 amino acids. NCBI's taxonomy places the organism in Eukaryota, Metazoa, Arthropoda, Insecta, Lepidoptera, Pyralidae.
AUGCCCCUAGAACUCGGCAAGUGGCACAACACAUUGAUACAAAUGGAUUCGGCCGUAGUUGAAAACAAUCCAGUUAAUAUAAUGGAAGGGCAAGUUUACGUUUACGAGAAUUACUUUCCCGGGCACAUCAUAAAGUACAUACACGUGGAUAAUCUGGCUCAGAAAACUUGCGGCGCUAGUGCGCAGAUUAAAGAUGGCGGCAUUGGGAAAAAUAGUGUUAUGGUCGUUCUUCACGCCGGGGCCAAUCAGGAAAUAAGGUCGGUCGUGGACGUGUGGGGGGUUAAGGACGCGAGUUUGCCUCGAGUGACCUUGAGGCGUUAUAUGGACGAAAACUCCAAAUACAUGAAAUCACUUUACCUUUUCCAAGGAUUGAGAACUUUGAAUCACAAUUGAGGAUUUUAAUUUUAUUUCUGUUACGACU